CGCGCCGCGCGUCGAGGAACGAUCCGUUGCUAGUCGCGACUCCACGGAGAGAAAGAAAGAGAAAGAGGCAACUGUGUGCAAUAGCAGUUAGAAGGCCGUAGCACAAGAGAGGCGACGAGGGAGAGGGCCUCUUCAUCUCCUCCGCGACGCGCGCGGCGCGUGAAGCCGCGCGGAAGAGAGCGAAGGGAAGGAGCGGCGCGAGCGAGAGACGUCGGCGAGAGCGACAAGGAUGCGCUCGCCGCAAGGACGAAGACGGAGCGGCGAAGCGCCGCCGAGCUCGUGUCGUAGGCUCCGACUUGUGUGCUCGCAGCCACAAACUACCCGACCACCACGCAGCACGGAUCCACCACGAAACCUUACCGUAGAGUAGUCUCUCCACGUUGCUCACCCCGCCGCGCGACGCCGCUCCGGAAUACGAUCCCUUUCGUCCCUGGCGGCUGUCUCUCCCCUGCGAUUUGUGGGGACCGCUUGAAAUUCGUGGCUCAAAGGACGAGCUCUUUGGACCGAGCGCGAAUCGAGAGAGAAAGAGAGAGAGAGAGAGAGAUCCCGGAAGGACGGAAAACCUCAACGAUAAUAUUUUAAAUUGUCUCUUAUGCCGCCGCUAAUGGUACCGUUGGAGUAUGAAGAGGAAAUCUCGAAGAGGGUUCGUCUGGAGAUGUUGACGUUCAGCUGUGGCAUUGCGUGACGCAUUGGACAAAAUAAAGGAAAUAGAAGAGGUCGAGGACAGAGCCGAUGCUUUAUUGGAGAUUGCCGUCGUAUUGCCUAAUCGCCGAUGUCGCCUCUUUUUAGCGAGAGAAGAAAUGUAUGAGCAAAAGGAGAGGCUACGUAUGAUCGCCAUAUUAAAUCUUUCCGACGAGAAACGUGAGAAGCCAUAAACGCGCACCAAUUAGAUUUUCGUUUGAAAGAGAAUCGAUUUUACAAAUUUUACUAAGAUCAAACGUAUUAAUUAAAAUUAUACAUCUCGAUCCGUCUAAAAAUUUACAACACACACAUAAAAACAAAGAAGAAAAGAAGAAAUCAUGUGCCUCCCUAAAACAAGUGGCACCUGCUGCACAUUGGUUUGCCUUCAAUAAGAAUCAAUUACAGAUUUACUCGAGAUUGAUUCUUCAAUUAAUCGAACACUCCUUUUAAGUGAAGAACGUACAAGUUAUUGCAAUUGGAUAAUUUUUCCAUUGAAAAGUGUAUGGUGCGAUCGAUUCUUUAUUUCUGAAUUUUGAAAACUUUGACGUGAACAUUGAGACGAGUACUUGAAGAUAUCGUAAGUUUUGCGGUGUGAAAUGGUUUCUGCAAUUAUACGCGUGCGUUGAGGUAUCGUUAAUUGACUCGUCAGACGUUUAAUAAUUACCGAAAUAGUAAUAAAAUCCGUGACGGGGAACAGUGAAUUAAAUUUGAAGAUUAACUGGCGAAUGUGCGCGGCGCGAUUGUUAAAAUGCUGAUUCUGUGGAAAAACACCUCCGCGCAUUAUCGUUCUUGACGGCAUCCAUGUGCUGCGAGGAUCAUCGAUCAUUGAUCUGGCUGUAGUGUCUACGAUCACCGAUGAAACUUAUCACAUGGCCUGCCGUGUCUAGCUGAUAUUUAACAGAAUGCUGUGGGGAAGAUGCGUUCUCUAGCCCUCGUUCUCAUGAGCUUCAACCUCCUGCGAGUCGUUGUUCGCUGCCAGGAAUUAUCGGUCAUCCGGCACUCCGAUGGAGAUAUUUUUACCAUCGAAGGUUCUUGCACGGAGGCCUGUACAGUGCUCAGCAGCGGCACCGCCAGUCCUUACUCCCGGGGUUCCUCGAGCUCGAGCCUGCUUGUGCCGAACAGCUCCUGCACGUGCCAGUGUAACUUCGACUUGCCUAUCUUUCGGGAGGAUCUUCACAUAUGCGUCAACGACAUCCACGAGUGCAACGUUGCUGGAUUUGUCAACAGCAACGGCCACGUGGAGAAAGUGCCGUAUGUCUUCUUGCCACAGCGAGGGCAGAUAAUAUAUCCACAUGCGGAGAUUCGCUUCGAAGGUGUGACCACUCCUGUAUGCGGGAUCGCCGGUGCCCAGCAAUUGGGGAAGGCGGGAUGGUCCGAAUUGAGGAAUCUCUCCGAUGCUGAGCCGCCCUUCAGACUGUUUCGAGACGAAGGCAGGACGUUCCUACAGUGGAUCGGCGAAGCUGGGCUAAGAGAAGCAGCGGAAGGACGAGUCGUGACAGCCAAGCUUGUCUGCAGAGACGCAUCACCAAAGUCCACAUUCUCUGGGGUUUUCACACCUUGCGUGGCUUUUAGAGUGGCCGGUUCACCGUCAAAAAAUAGCGUACGAGAAGUAAUGUUCUCGUCAACGUCCCAGGUGUCGCAAGGUUUAUCAGCUACGGAAUACACCGCCAUCGGUCUCUCCUCCAUAAUCUUAGCCCUCAUAUACGUGGCUAGCGUAUCGUUAUAUUUGCACAGUAGAAGGGCGAAGAGAAAAUCCAUCGAGGAGGCGAACAUUACUCUCGACGGUGGUCGAGACGGCGGCGGAUUGGUGAAGAGUAAUCCGUUGUUGGCGGCCACGAGACAUUUCGAGAGCGACACUAAUAGCGGACUCACCGAGAGUGAUUUAGGCGAGGAUCUUCCCGCGAGCGAUAACGAACAAGGCUUCGAAAAUCAAAUAACGUCCGCAAUCGUUCAUCCGCACUGCGUGUACCUGGAGCAAUCGGAAGGACCCUUUCCCGUGGGUUCCAUUCUGGGCGAGAGGCUACCGGAAGAGGAUGUACGGGUCGUGGAAACGGCUGACAAUCCGCACCAGCAAGAUGUACCGGUUCUUCCAGGUGCUCAGCGGAGAAAAUUGUAUUUCAAUCCCGCGUACUUCGAUCGACAGCUAUUGCUGGCCCCACCUCCGGCUGCCAUCGAGUUCUUGCUCAAAAUCCGAGAAGUCAUCUCCAUCGCCAAGCACAAGAUGGCUGCAAAGAGAUUUGUUCCUACCCUUAUCGGUAUUCCGGAAGAGGAGAGCAGUUCCGAGCGAUGCGAAUCAGCAAAAUCGAGCAAGUAUCAACAAAGAACGACUCCAAGUUCCAUUCAGGGCGGUUCGGUCGCGAAAUCGCGCAAAUCCCAACGGUGCACCGGGUGUCCCGGCUGUAGCGAGUCUCCUCGGCAGCUUCCCGCUCUUCCCGUACCCGAACUACCCAGCCACGGUGAGAGCAAAGUGCGCGCCUGGUUAGAAGACGUGCGACCACCGCAACGUCGCUGGAGGGACGUCGAGGACACGCGCAGAAACUUCCAGGAGAACGCUCGAACAUUCGCCAGAAAUCUGGAGUAUCUGAAGGAACUGGCCAGACGCGAUUUCGGCGAUCCGGACGAUCGCGCGAAUCUAGUCGGCAAAUCGGUGUCGUCGUGGAAGGACAAUCCGCCGAUGCUGAGGACCUUCCAGAAUAUCGCAGCUAGGAGCGAAAUUCUGGAGAACGACGAUCGCCAUAGCGUGUCCAGGCGAUCGACCAGGUCCAUGUUCGAGGAAUCCGAGUACGAUCGUCACGGUCGCGGAAAGCGUGCAAACGGUAGACCGUUCCAAUUCACUGCCGGUGACGACGCGAUAAACGCGAAAGUCCGCAAGGCCAUCGAGAAUUCCUUCAUCAAGCAGUUGGAGGAGAACGCGGCCAUGGAGAGCGAGACGAAGGGGAGCGUGAAAGACGAUAGGAACAACAAGAGCGAGGACGAGUCAUCAAAGACGGAGAAAUCGUCCAGCAAUACGGACAAAUCGGAGAAAUCGCAAUCUCAGCAAUCGCAGAAUAAUCCCGUGACAAAAAGAUCGAGGAAGUCGAAGGCGCCAUGCGUACCACCACUGAAGAAAAAGGAAUUACCGGAUAUGAUUAACGAGCUGCCCGGCGCGAAGAACACUGCAAAACGUAUUAUGGACGCUGUGAUACGCGAGAUGGUGGACGUGAAGGCUUUGGAUCAUCAUCACACUAGAGCGUCCGAUCGUCCUACGGCUAAUGGUGAUUAUGAAGUAGAUAGUUUGGAGCGUUCCAAGUGCAACCGGAAGUUGUCGACGUCACCGGAUCAGUCAUCGAUAGACAAUCAAUCGAGCCCGGCCUUGUCCACGGCGUUGCCGAUGGACGAGGAGCUAACGAUGCAAAAUGCAGUGAUCAAUACGCGAACCGGCGAGAUGACAAUGUCGAAGCUCAGUAAUCAAAUUCUCGCCGAGAAGAAUUGCUACAAUAGUCUGCCAGAACUAAUUAGCAGCCAAAGAUCAGAGACGUAUUCAUUGGUAAGCGAGGUUUACGUGAACGACGGCUACGCCAGUCCGGCCUGUAGCGACGACAGCGGUCCGGAGAUUCAGUACGAGCCAGAGAAUCCAGGCCAUUUGACUAUCAAGGUUCAGGAUUCGCCAGAAAACUACGUGAAGCUCGACGAGUCCGAAUACGAACCGGAUACAUUGGAUCGAAAACCGAUGAAGCUGCGGAUAAACGACGAUAUACAAUAUGACCGAAGAGAAAUUACCAACGAGAUUUAUGUAGAUUCGUUAGAGCGACCGGCUCAGAUCCUUCUCAGGAGCAGGGGCAGUUUCCGCGAUGAGGAUUCCUCGCAACAACGCAGCCACAGCAGUUUACGGGAGAUUUACGAAGCGAGGAUUAAAUCGAAUCUGAAGGACCCACACUUGACGAACGGUCACGACCCUGAAUGUAAAAUGAACGGCGAGUCCGACGGCUCUCACUCGUGGAAGAAGUGCAGAUACCUGACGCCAGACAGUAGACAAGCGAAGAGACAACGACAGCCGCACAAUCAGCCGGACGUGGUGCCGUUGCCGCCCAAGGAGGAAGAAGAGAUCUACCAGCGGCCAAAACCACCGCGACGCAUCGAAGAUGCGAAACUGCCACCGUUAUCUCCGUCAAAAAACGCCUGGGACGGGAGUCUUGUCGGAGCGGGUAACCCUACGGCCAGCAACGGCGCUCCUGUCCCGAAAGCUGACGGAUAUCAUGUAGGGGACCAGACCUGCCUUUGCGCAUCACAGACUCAAGUCGAUAUUGUGACUAAGUUUGAGGUUUACAACGAGGAGCAUCGCAACGAUGUCAUCAUUCCUUUAACGGAAACGACGUUCUUCGAUGAGACAAUAGGCAAAUGUACCGUAACGAACGGUUGCAGGGACUGUCCAUGUGAGACGCGAAUCGAGAUUGAAGUUCCUGAGGACAGGUACAGGUUCUACGAGCAUGUUGAUGCCUCCAAGGAGAUCUCGGUGCGAGGAACGAAGAUGACACGAGAGAAACGGCCCAUUAUGAGCUCCCCUCAUCACAGGAGUUCCACGAGAAGUUCGAGGACGCGAUCGUGGAGCGUUGAUCAUCACCCGGAAGAUGAAGACAAACUUCUUAACAACGGCAAGGCGCAGAGCUGCUCCAGAACGAGACAGCUGAUGAAAGGUCUCUCGAAAAGCUGCGAUUCUACCUCGAGUGUACUGCCGUUGAUGGAUAAUCGGCGUGGUCAGAUCAAGAUCGAGGAUAGUGGGUAUCUCAGUAGCACCGACAGCAACGGUUCGCAUAAGCGAUUGCUGAGGCACGAGGUGAGUAGCGUGUCCGAGGAGACCGAUGAGACUGAGUCAGUGUGUGACGGCGCCAGCGAGAGCGGCGCCGAGAGCGUCGGCACUGACAGUGUGUUCUUCGGCAACUUUCGCAGACUGUCAGAAAUCUCCAAAAGCGCCGAUUCCGGCGUAGAUCUUGGAACGAGGAAUCCAUCGUAUUAUCAGCCGCUAUUUGGCGCAAAGACCGAGACCUCGGUGACACUGGAGAGAGCGAAUUUCAGCACGAGUGACAGUGAAACUGAGAGUCUCGUCACCGUAUUGCCUCCCUGUAGUCAGUGCAACAAGUUGGUAUCGUAAGCAGUGCCAAAGUAUCCGAUCGAAGUAGAUGAUUUUUUUCACGGAUCCUCUGGUAGGAUCUGGUAGGGCAGUGCCUGUAGUAUCUUGAUAUCGAUAUCUUGGUCUCUGUUUCAAUCGAGUAAGUUUUAAAACAUGCUUGUAAGAAAAAUACCUUUAAAAUUGCUAAUAUUUUAUAUUUAUAAUAUUUUUUGCAAAUGCUCACAAGAUAAAUGAAGAUAAUUUCUACAGAUGUAACGACAGCACAAAGAUAAAAUUAGUUAAUUAUUUUUUUAUUAUGAAUGAUUUUAAGUGUAUUGUUAAGAGUACUUAGUAUCGCGAAUAUAAAUCUUUUAGAAAUGUCAUAUCGUAAAAAUUAGAGCAACUUAUUGAAAUUGUUUCUUAUUUUAAUCUAUUUUUUUGGUUAGAUUUAUAUUGCAACAUUAGGAUGCAAUGCAAUACUACUUUUAGUGCAUAAGUAGAAAUCAAAAAACGAUUUGCCAUUGUACUAGAUAGGGUAUCAAACAUCAAGUCCGUUAUUGAUAGGACAACAGAAUUUUCUGGUAUUAAAUUUUCAAGAAAAAAACUUGAAAGAUUCGAAUUCAUGAAAGAUUAAAUUAAAAAUGCUAAUAAAUUCUGAUGAAUCAAAGCGUCAGAUAAAUUUUACAUUUUCACAGAAAAGUUUCAUGGCCAGUAUAGGAAAAAAUUAACUUACAAAUUCGUUUAUCAAUAUAGAUAGCUUACACAAUCUUGAUAGUUUUAUAAAUAUUACAAUUAACUACACAAAGCGCGUUAUGCGUGCUUAAAAGUUCAUUAAGCGGGUAAAUAAUAUAUUGUUUUCGUUCAAUUCACAAAAGUAGCAAUCGAAAGACUUCCGCGCACUAAAUAUUUUUUAUAUUAACAUAUCUUUAAGUUAAAUUAUACGCGGAAGUUCAAAAUAUAUUUAUGAAAAACAUAUUUAGAUUAUUAUUUUUAAAAAUGACUAACUUCUCAAUAUCGAUUUGAGAAGAAAGUUUAAAGAAAUAUGUAAAUAAAAGAGAGAGAUUCGUAACAGUAGCUCACAUCCGUAAAAUAAUUUUUACAAAUAUAUAAGAUACAUGUGUUAUGUAUUUAUUUAUAUUUAUUACUUUUUAUUAAUUAAUAAGGUACAGAUAAGGCAUGUGAAAUAAUUUCCAUGGAGAAAGUGAUAAUGUUUUUAUCAUAGGUACCGAUAAAAACACUUAUUUAUGGAUUUUUUUCGAUUGACUGCAGUUAGUGCGAAAUUAUUGAAAUUAUCGUAAUUGCUGCAAUCGAAAUGAUAUGCUAGACGUAUCAUCGGCCGGAAGUGCAAUAUUAGUCCGUAAUAAAAAAUAUAUGCACAAAUAAUAAAUUAAGUAAAUAGCGGGCACGAUACGUUUUGAUGCAUUAGACUAGAGUCAUUAUGAUAAUAAAUAUUCAUUAAAUAUGCAAAGUUUGUUUAACAGUAACGAUAACGCGAAAGUAAAAUAAUUAUUAAAUUAUUAAGAUGUAUUUAUUAUGAAUAAUUUUAAGUAUUAUUUUUCCAGAUGUUUUUUAAAUCACCAUUUUUAAAGAUUUACUCGUUGGAAGACGUUAAUUGUGGGAGAAUAAUUUAUAUGUAAAUAAGCCAAGAGUAAUGAUAUCUUGCCAAAAAGGUAUUAAUAUCUUAUAUACUUUUCUGAUGUUAUAGAUGCUACGAGAGUUGUUCCUCCUCUUAUUUUUUCAUAUUUCCAGUUACUAAAAAUUAUUCUAGAUGAUUAUUGCAGUUGUUACGAAUUAAUUGCGAGCAUGACUAGGAUAUUUUCGUCGUCUUUUAUGAAAAGUCCAUUAAUUUACAGGUUGGAACAAAAUGGUGCAUAAUAUUAAUAUAUAAGAAUUGUAUGUAUUACGCAACAUAUAAUUUAUGAACUUAAUCUUCAUUUUUUUAUAUUUCAUGAUAUUCCUCGUAUUUAAGGUUUAUCUAUCGCUAGUACUCCAAAAGAGUGAUUUUUGCAUAGAAGCAAAAUAAUAUAUUUUUACAUGUUAUAUGUUAGCUAUUAUUUUGUUUGAAAAUUUUAUAUUUAAUAUUUAAUAAUUUUAAAUUAAUAUAUUUCUAUCUACUUUUUAAAAUUGUUAUAACAUUAGAAGCGCACGCUUCCAUGUACCUGCCAAAUGUAAAUAUUCAAAAUAGUUCUUAAUAUAUACUGUUAAUUUACAUAUGCUACUCAA
Molecule: messenger RNA, 7990 nt
Organism: Solenopsis invicta (red fire ant)
Lineage: Eukaryota; Metazoa; Arthropoda; Insecta; Hymenoptera; Formicidae
Exons: 10
Coding region: 1598-5809 (1403 amino acids)
Biological process (GO): imaginal disc-derived wing hair organization
Cellular component (GO): cell cortex
Source: RefSeq, a predicted model, not a curated record